CUGUUUGAUUGCAAAAAUCCCCAACCCUCUUUGGCGUGGCUAACAAAACGACGUUUUGAGUAACGCGGCAGCGUGUGCCGGGAGUGUCGUUUAAUCGCCCGCCAAGACAUUUUCCUUUUUCAUUUCAUCGCUGAGUCCCUAAAGUGCAGUGAAAUGGUCCUUCUUCACCUCCCAAGGUUCCCUCUCUACCUCGUUACCUUAUCUCCCUCCCUCACUCCCCGAGCCUACUCCAAAACCACCCUCUUACGGCCACCCAAAUCCACUCUCACCGCCUCAGAACCCGUAGGUGUUAACCCUUCCCCAACAGAGCUAUCCCUCGAGAAGCUCUUCGUUCCGCCGGAGACCACCGUGUCCCUCGAAAGUUCCAGAGUCUUGAACGGUUCCAACAUUCUGUUGAGUAACUACGCCAAUGAUGCUCUGGUAUUGCAGGCCGAGUUUGUGAAAAGCAGCGUGAAGACCGAGGAUUGUCCCUCCGAUGGACUUGCUGAGUUCGCUCUCGUUGGCCGCUCCAACGUCGGAAAAUCCUCGCUCCUCAACUCCCUCGUGCGCCGCAAGAAGCUCGCCUUAACUUCGAAGAAACCUGGCAAAACGCAAUGUAUAAACCACUUUCGGAUUAAUAAUAGCUGGUACCUGGUUGAUUUGCCUGGAUAUGGGUAUGCAUCUGCACCGCAUGAACUUAGGAUGGAUUGGGAAAAAUUCACCAAAGACUAUUUCCUUAACCGCUCAACGUUAGUUUCAGUAUUCCUUCUAAUAGAUGCUAGCAUUCCUGCUAAACAAAUUGAUCUUGACUAUGCCAGUUGGUUGGGUCAGAAUCAGAUCCCAAUGACAUUAAUCUUCACCAAAUGUGACAAGCGGAAAAAGAAAAAGAAUGGAGGCAAAAGACCAGAAGAAAAUGUUAAUGAUUUUCAGGAUUUGAUUCGAGGUUUCUUCCAAUCAGUGCCUCCAUGGAUCAUGACCAGUAGUGUUACCAAUCAGGGUCGUGAUGAGAUACUCCUCCAUAUGGCCCAGCUACGGAACUACUGGCUCAAGCACUAGUUCUGAGAAACAUGAUAUCGUUAGAGCAGAUACGCAUUUCCAGAUAGACUUGCUUGAUUACCAGCUAAUAUGGUUAUCAAUUUAUCUAUUUUCCUGGUGUGCCUUCUCUGUAUUGCCCAAGUACCUACAAGGCCUAAAGCUAGUGACAUGAAAGCUGGAUAAAGAAAACUAUUUAGAACAAAGCUUGAUACUGUACAACACCAUGCCUGCGUGAGGUUCUCUACUCCCAGCCCUGUACGAUUGUUCUAAUGAAGUUUGUUUUGGAUGUUCACAAAUGGUUAUUAUCACCUGUAAAUUAGUAAUGAUAUUUUCAUUCAAAUAAUUGGAUACUUCCAAAGUACUAUUGUCGUUGAUUUUAAAGAACUUAUAUGUGAGAUUUUUGCCUCUCCCCCGAAGUGACACUUCAUGGAAAACCAUCACUUUACAUGAGCGUUCAUGAUGCCCUUACUUUUAGCAGGCCACUGCAUAUUCAUUUUUUUCCGGCUGUAGAUGAGCUGAAGAAUCAAAAUACAUGCAAGGAUGCGGCAGGAAAACAGCUCCCAUGUAAAAACUUAUAACAUUUUCCUCUUUAUACGAUAGUGAGAAGAAUGAGAUAUCAGAUAGUAGUAUCAUUUUUCAAUUUCCGUUCUUUAUCAAAUCUAUCAAUUAUCCUUUAUGC
Glycine soja is the source of this 1693-nucleotide messenger RNA. Its product is annotated as GTP-binding protein At2g22870-like. The transcript has 5 exons. NCBI's taxonomy places the organism in Eukaryota, Viridiplantae, Streptophyta, Magnoliopsida, Fabales, Fabaceae. Gene Ontology annotation, molecular function: GTP binding. The record is from RefSeq and is a predicted model, not a curated record. The coding region runs from base 154 to 1035 and encodes 293 amino acids.